Molecule: messenger RNA, 1395 nt
Organism: Nothoprocta perdicaria
Lineage: Eukaryota; Metazoa; Chordata; Aves; Tinamiformes; Tinamidae
Gene: ARID5A
Product: AT-rich interaction domain 5A
Exons: 4
Coding region: 58-1395 (445 amino acids)
Biological process (GO): regulation of transcription by RNA polymerase II
Cellular component (GO): nucleus
Molecular function (GO): transcription cis-regulatory region binding
Source: RefSeq, a predicted model, not a curated record
AAGGCGGCCGGUGAGAAGGAGGAAGAGGAGGCCUUCCUCGUGAGCCUCUACAAGUUCAUGAAGGAGCGCCACACGCCCAUCGAGAGGAUCCCGCACCUGGGCUUCAAGCAGAUUAACCUGUGGAAGAUCUACAAGGCCGUGGAGAAGCUGGGCGCCUACGAGCUGGUGACGGGCCGCCGGCUCUGGAAGAACGUGUACGACGAGCUGGGCGGCAGCCCCGGCAGCACGAGCGCCGCCACCUGCACCCGCCGCCACUACGAGAGGCUGGUGCUACCCUACGUGCGGCACCUGAAGGGGGAGGAGGACAAGCCCCUGCCGCCCGCCAAGCCUCGCCGGCAGUACAAGGGCUCCAAGGGAGGCCACGAGCCCGCCGAGAAGACCAGGAGGUCCAAGAAGGAGAAGAGCCGGGAGCAGGUGCCUACGGACCAGGCAAAAGUAGAGGCGGUGGCUGUGCCAGAAGCUGGUGGAGAUGCCACCACAGAUGCUCCUGCGCGGAGGUGGCUGCUGGAGGGACCCAGUGGCCCUGUGGUGGCUGGUGCGGAGCUGGGCAGGAGCCCCGUGGAGAGCGACCAGCGCCUCUUCUCCAGCCUCUCCGCCAAGGGCCUCCACACCGUCAUGUCCCCGCUGGCCAAGAAGAAGCUGCUGGCCCAGGUGAGCAAGGAGGAAGCUCUGCACUGCCCCAAGCGCCACUGCCCUGCGAGCCGCGCCGCUGAGCCCGCCUGCCAGCGCGACGAGCGCCAGAGCGCGGAGGCGCCCGGAGGCGCGGGGCGCCCGAGCCGCUUGCCGCCGCCUCCCGCCGUCUUCACGGGCUGCUUCCACGCGUACGGCCCCGGGACGCUGCCGGCGCCCGGCUGCCGCCCGCUGCGGAGCCGCCACUGCCCCUCGCCGGAGCCCUCGGAGCCGGGCUGGAGCGGGGGGCUGCUGCCGGGCGGCCGCGGGGGCCCCGGUGCCACCCUGGCCACCGUGCAGGCCUGCUGGGUGCCCCCCGGUGCCGCCUCGGCCCUAGUGCCCCCGCGCGCUGAAGUCUUCACCUUGCCGGCCGUCUCCCGCUUUGGCAAGGAGGCUGAGGAGCAGGAGAAGGGCGCUGGGCACCCAGUGGCCAAGCCCAAGGCGGUGGUAGCCACCCACGCGGCCCCGCUGGGUGCCGGGCUGCCGGACGCUUACAAGGGCGCGAUGCUGCGCCUGCCGCCGAGCACGGGCAGCGGCCCGGAGCGCCCGGCGCCCGUCCACCCCGUGCUCAUCCCGGCCUUUCCCCGCCCUGUGGUGGCCGCAGCGGUGCAGCCGGGCCGGCCGCGCGCCUCCGGAGGCGGCCACUAUCCGUACGAGGGCUCCCUGCGGCAGCGGCUCUACGGGUGGCCGGCGCAGUCCGCCUUUUACCGGCACAGCGCCCUGUAG